AUGUACUGGCGGGGCAACAAUGGUAAUGUUCCUGCGCCGCAGCGUGCUCCUAACGCACCGAACCAAGCACCACCAGCUCGAGGUCCGGGAGUGGAGGGCCAGGGUCAGGGUCAGGGCAAUCCUCAACCGCCGCCGCCGCCGCCCCAGCAGCAGCAACAGCCACCCGAGUUCCACCAAAUGCCCGCUAUGAACAACACCCGUGGCCCACAACCCGCAGAGGCGGAUCCUCAUCUGCAGCAAGGAGGGCAGUCCGAGUAUGGUGAGCGGCCACGAGGGCAGGGCCGAAGCGAGUAUGCUGACGCUGAACCCGCUGUUCCUGAUGGCGGGCGGGGCGGAGGUGCGCCUGACAAUGGACCGCCUCAGCACCCGUGGAUGCCAGAGACGCGGUUCUAUAACCAGCAGCAGACGCGGAGGAGAAGAUAA
Molecule: messenger RNA, 423 nt
Organism: Alternaria infectoria
Lineage: Eukaryota; Fungi; Ascomycota; Dothideomycetes; Pleosporales; Pleosporaceae
Exons: 3
Coding region: 1-423 (140 amino acids)
Source: RefSeq, a predicted model, not a curated record